Molecule: messenger RNA, 748 nt
Organism: Uloborus diversus
Lineage: Eukaryota; Metazoa; Arthropoda; Arachnida; Araneae; Uloboridae
Product: astacin-like metalloprotease toxin 5
Exons: 6
Coding region: 29-748 (239 amino acids)
Biological process (GO): proteolysis
Molecular function (GO): zinc ion binding; metalloendopeptidase activity
Source: RefSeq, a predicted model, not a curated record
UGAUUCAAGAGUCAUCUGUAGCUGAAUAAUGUUCUAUUUAUUCAUCAUUUUCAUUUUAUCACCCGUACGGGGUCAGUGGAGCCCAAUCGAAAAUCCAAAUUUAUACCAUGGAGAUAUUUUACGAUUUGAUGAUUUACAGGAUAGAAAUGCCAUUCCGACCAAUGAGCGAAGAUGGCCCGAUGGCGUCAUCCCAUACAAGAUGGACCGAGGUGUAGAUGAUAUAAAAGACGAUAUCUUGAAGGCAAUGAAACAUAUCAUGGACAAGACUUGCAUUAAGUUUGUUCCUUGGGACGGAAUAGAAAGAGGAUACAUAAAAAUAUUUCCUGGAGAUGGAUGCUAUUCCUAUAAGGGAAGAAUCGGAAAGAUCCAACCUGUAUCUUUGGGGUACGGCUGUGAACCCAUAGGAACCAUAAUCCACGAGUUGACGCAUGCUAUCGGAUUUGAUCAUGAACAAAACAGAUCCGACAGGGAUGAUUAUCUUGUUAUAUUUUGGCAAAAUAUAAAACCUGGUACGUUUGACCAGUUCGAUAAGCUGAAGCCAGAUGAAAACCGAUUAAUCAAUGAGUUUGAUUACGAUUCAAUAAUGCUUUACGGACAAAAGACAUUUUCUAGAGAUGGAUUCUCGAAGACCAUGAAGCCUAAAAAGAAAGGAGCCGAAAUGAUCGAAGUUGCAAAGAAAACUCAACUCAGUGAAAGUGAUGUUUACAGAAUAAACACUUUGUAUGAAUGCAAAGGCAAAAUAAAGUAA